This is a messenger RNA of Malaya genurostris, 3566 nucleotides long. It is a transcript of the gene Pdcd4, whose product is annotated as programmed cell death protein 4. The record is from RefSeq and is a predicted model, not a curated record. The coding region runs from base 707 to 2122 and encodes 471 amino acids. Gene Ontology annotation, biological process: negative regulation of DNA-templated transcription. Lineage: Eukaryota; Metazoa; Arthropoda; Insecta; Diptera; Culicidae. The transcript is spliced from 4 exons. Gene Ontology annotation, cellular component: nucleus; cytosol.
GACCGCUCGGUUCAAUCCUUCGGCAGCAGUCGAUCGAGUUGGACGUAAAGUUUUGCGCUGAUCUAACGGUAUUGUUUAGUGAUUUGACAUCUCUUCUCUCUUUCUUGCACACUUUUUAGGGUGUGUUGUUUUGUUCAGUGGUACGGUUGAAAAAGUAGUAUGCUGUGCUGAGCAGCAAGAAGUAGAACGGUGCGGUGUACGAUUGGUAUUACGCAGUAAUAUUCUUCGUUGGUGAAUUUUUUUUUGCAAGAGAAAAGUAAACUUCUUUUGGAUUCCAGUUGUGCAAAACAAGUGAUAUCGAAAAGCUUCGGUUGGCUUUCGAUAAGUGGAGUUGGUUUCGUUUUUUUUUCAAUCGAGAACAAAGUGAAAAAGGUGUGCUCUGUUUGCAGAACGGUAGAAGCUGCUGGAACGUUUUCCCCCAGCCGGCUUCUGUUUUUCAAGGCCGGAGGACAUUUUGUUUUCAACCAGAGGCAAGACUGUUUCUAGCAAUAAAACUGUAUAAUUUAGGCAAAGUUUCUACCAAUUGACUAUAAAUUGUACUCAGGUGAACAUUGCGUAAAAACUUGUGGCAGUGAAGAAAAUCUGAAAAUAGCACUAGUAAAGUAGGCUAGUUUAGUGGUGGUGCGUCAGUGUGCGUGAAUUGCGUUCUCAGCAGGCGGUGAAAAAAAAGUAGGAAUCCGUGAAGUAUUCCCCGGGAGCGACUGCAAUGAUGGAGGUCGAGAAGCAGUUUAACGGGGAUCAUGCUGCCCACAAUGGAACGAACGGGCACCACGAAGGUUCCUCCAGUCCGGUGGGUAGUCCGAAAGCCACCACCAAUGGGUCCGCGCUGGGGCUCAUGAAAAAACCGACUGCCAUACUGGAUGACAAGCAUAAGAAGCGAGCUCGCAAGUUAUCGCGCUCGAACAGCAAGGACGGUGUCCUGGGAGUCGCCGGAACCCCGAACUUUGUAGCACCACAUCGAAAGUGGAAAAACAGUCGACGAUCUCGCAACGGCUACGGUCGUGGUUUACCGAAGAAGGGUGGUGCCGGUGGCAAAGGUGUCUGGGGCAAACCCGGUUCGGAAAUCUACGAAGAACUGGAAGAGGAGGAUCAGAACGAUCCGAACUUUGAUCUGGAUGCGUUCAACAGUAUGCACAAUAUCGAACUGAAGGAGGUCAUCCCGGAGAUGACGGAUGAGGAGUUCACCAAGAAGGUGGAACCGAUCAUACUGGAGUAUUACGAGCACGGUGACACCAACGAGGUGGCGGAAAGUUUGAGCGACAUCAUGAGCAUCGAGCGGCGAACGCUGGUGACCAAGAUUGCCGUCGAGAUGGCCUUCGAGCACAAACAAUCCCAGCGGGAGAUGACGUCGGUUCUGAUCUCAGACCUGUAUGGCAGGACCAUCAGCAGCCGGGAUAUUUGCAAAGGUUUCGACACACUUCUGGAGAACAUGCCGGACCUGAUUCUGGACACACCAGAAGCGCCGCACAUUCUGGGCAACUUCAUUGCCCGUGCCGUCGCGGACGAUUGUAUACCGCCAAAGUAUGCGUACGACGUCGAAAAGGACGGCGGUACGUUGAGUGCUCCGGCACGGGAGGCCCUAACCCGGGCCAACGGGUUACUCUCGAUGCACCAGGGCUGGGGUCAUCUGGAUGACGUGUGGGGCGUCGGUGGUGCUCUCCGACCGGUGCAGACCAUCACGCGCCAGAUGGCGAUGCUACUGCAGGAGUACCUGCUGUCGCGCGAUCUCGAGGAAGCGCAGCGCUCGAUCCGGGAGCUCGAGGUGCCGCACUUCUACCAUGAACUGAUUUACGAGGCCAUCGUAAUUGCGCUCGAAGCGCUGAACGAGUCUACAGAAGAAGCAUUUUGUACGCUGUUCAAAACCUUGGACGAAGCCUGCAUGGUUACGCCGGAGCAGAUGGAACAAGGAUUCCGUCGCGUUUACGACGACAUGACCGACAUCGUGCUGGACAUUCCACUUGCCUACUCCAUCCUGGAUAGGUUUGUACAACGCUGCCAGCGCGCCGGUUUCCUCACGGAUGCCGUCAUCAAAGAUUUGCCCUCCAGAGGCCGCAAACGCUUCGUCUCCGAGGGUGACGGUGGUCGCAUUAAACCGGUCAACCUGUGUGCCCGUGACUUUUGAAGAACCGAUUUGGCAAACCGGUCGCAGUGCCACCAACAGCAGCAGCAGCAUCAGCAGCUAAAGUAACAAUUCGACACCUCAGAUUUUUUUUGCCUAACUACUAAAAUUUGGAUUGGGAAAAUGUAACGUCAUUAUGCUACAUCUAUUACUCACACGGUCAAAUGCAUACAACACCAUCUACACGCGCGUACAACACGAGGAGGGAUAACGCUGCUUAGGGUUUGUCUUUACCGCGGAUAGUUCGAAGAGGGAUUUGAAGGAAAACCGACAAACCAGCAAUCAGAAAUUACUAUACUUAGUGUACUCAAUCUACCUGUCGAAAGAAUGAAGGACAAGAACACUCUUGUUUUAGUAGCAAUAAGGCAAACGUAGACAUCUCUUUUAUGCGAUUUACAUCAUUUGCUACUAGCAAGUAUUGCUUCGGUGGUCGUCGAGCCUGAGCCUGAGCCAGAAGACGGAGGCAAGGAGAAAACAGAAAAAGGAAUAAUCACCCACAAAAGAAAAAAACAAUCUACUUAAACCAUUUGAGCAUAUUUAUUAUCUAAAAACUAAGCGAUAACGCAAAGCGAACACUGACAGGAUAUGAAAUAAUCACAUUCAUGAGUGCAAAAACAAAAUUAGUCAAAAACAAAACGCAAAAAAAAUAGACCAUUACAGGACAGCAUCAAUCAAUGUAGGGAACGGUCAUAACCCACCACGCCAUCGAGUGUAGAUUCAGAUUUUGUUUUUUUGUUCUUGUUCCCUCCUGAUUAUUUUUUUUCGAUAGGCGGCCCCAAAUCCGGUAUAGAAAAGUGUGUGAUUUCACCGCACUUUGAUGUAGCCUCAGAAUUUAUGAAACUUUUCGGAGUGAAAAAAGUAAAGAAUUUCUUUUCCAAAUGGAGAACAUCUCCAGAGUAUUAGAGUAUUUUUUUCCGUCGAUUUGGUUUGUAAGAAGUAGUUGGUACUGCGCGGAUAGUUUUUUUUCCUUCCAUUUGCUUCAAUUUGAUCUUCUUUUUUUUAUACGUCCAUCAUUAUCCAUUACCAAAACAAAUGCUACGACACGAAAUGUGACUACCUGACUACUUACGCAUAUUUGUUAAACACGAUUCGAUUUGCGGGAUUAAACUAAUCAUAAACCAUGAAACAUAAGUAAGCGUUGUGAGGAAGAUAUUUUUUUUGUAAACGAAACAAAUAAUGUUCUUAUUGUUCUAUAUUUAGUUUUCGGUUUAAAGUAAUUUUUUUUGCUUUGAAUUUCACUUUAGUCGUCGGAUAGCUGCCUGUCCUUCCACCACUAAUGAAAUAACCAUUGACACAUCUGAGGUCGUAGAUUUUCGAUUUCCAGUGAACUAUAUAAAAAAUGAAAUCGUACAUGUUAAUAUUCUUAAUUCAUAGACUAUAUCGUACUGAGUAAACUUGCAAACAUGAAAAUGCAAAGAAAAUAAAAGUAUGCAAUUAUUAAGCAUGA